UGCUAUACUGAAACACUAUAGUCAACCUGUAUAUACGAAGUGCUAUAAAACAAGAAGUCUGCAAGAUCAGACAAUCACAUACUUCUGAGUAUUUGUUAAGUAAACCUCGUAGCAUACAGGGAAUCUUCGAUCGAUUUCAAAGUCUUGGAACCAGUAAGAAUCUGGGAGAGGCCAAAUCAUGACGAUCAAAAUGAUCUUCACACUUGUCAUCAUGAUUACAACAAUGCUCAAUUUUAUUUCCUCAGCUGCCACAAACACUAGGCCUGAAUAUAUUGGGUGUCAGAAUAAUGACGAGUGCGCACCAGGAUUUUGUUGUUCAAUUUUGCCAGACAAAUAUAGCGCCCCAAGAUGUAAUCCUCUGAGAGAAGACGGAGAAAUGUGCAGACCAAAAGCUUCAACAUUUAAUACGACUCUACACUACCCGGACGGUGCCAGUGUGGAAUUAACAAAUGUCCACUAUAUUAUAUGCCCUUGCGCAGAUGACUUGACCUGUGACAUUUCAGAUGGAGUUUGUAGGGAUAAAAAUCGAAAAAACGAAAUUCACGCAGAUUCUAACAAAGAAGAUGAAUAGAUUUAAUCAGUAUUUAGAAAAUAAUUAAAUUUUAUAUCUUGUGCAGAAAAUGCAGACGAAAUUCCCUUCAAUGACGUUCAGGGGAUUAUUUUAACUUUAUCAUGGGUGUCCUGAAAUUGGCAUAGUUUAAUACAAAGUGGGGCAUUCUCUAAAUGUAUAUUUGUACAAAUUAGGGACGGUUUUUAAUUGAUAGAAACGUCAUAAUUAACGCUAAUUUUAUUAGAGUAUUUUUAAUUGUAUAAGAGUAUUAGGAUUAUGGUUUAAUCAAUUGUUCAUAUAUUAUAUAGAGAGUGACAACCCUUUAAAAAUGUCAGCUGAUAAUUAAGUGCGACUCUAUCUGCCACUUGUUAAUUCAAUGUCCAUAUUAUUGUCACUAUAUAAAUGAAAUGUUAAAAAAUGUA
Molecule: messenger RNA, 972 nt
Organism: Belonocnema kinseyi
Lineage: Eukaryota; Metazoa; Arthropoda; Insecta; Hymenoptera; Cynipidae
Product: astakine-like
Exons: 4
Coding region: 179-571 (130 amino acids)
Source: RefSeq, a predicted model, not a curated record